CUCGCCCCGACCCUCAUCUCCGCGCACGGCAAAGUCGCCGCUGUCGUCGGCGACGCGGGCGGUAACGGCACCGCCCUCGGCAUUCAGGGCGGCAUCGUCCCCGGCCCCGGCAAGAACAAGGUCACUGAAGUAGACACUACCGUCUUCGGCAAGACCAAUAUCGCGACCAACGGCCUCGGCAAGACCACGGGCCAGGGCAAGAACACGGUUGCCAUGGUCGUGGCGACGAUGGACCAGUCUGGUGCUACUCUGCCCCAGGUCAGCGACGGCGGCAGCAUCAGCGGAACCUUCCAUGUCGUCACUACCGAUGGCGCGGGGCCUGUCCAGGCGAUGAUCGAUACGACGGGCACGGGCGCGUUUGCGAGCGGUGUCCAGGCGAAUGUUGUCACGGACGUCCCCGGCAACAAAGGCAACAUCAAGCCGUCAGGCAAAGUCCCGCGCGGCCUCUCCUUCGUCGCGCUCCGCGCACGAAACCUCGUCGCCCGCGCUAGCAAUGUCAACAUGGACUUUCCCAUCGACAUUGCGGUACCCGCGGGGACGACGUGCACCGGGUCCAUGGCGGGCCUGCAGAACGUGUGCUUGAUGAAGAUUGCGAACUCGAACAACGCUGGCCCCUUCGGUGGAGUCAUCGCUUUCCAGAUGGCGGGUACGGCGGCGGGUAACACCACUGCU
Paraphaeosphaeria sporulosa is the source of this 672-nucleotide messenger RNA. RefSeq lists its product as uncharacterized. The transcript is spliced from 2 exons. Lineage: Eukaryota; Fungi; Ascomycota; Dothideomycetes; Pleosporales; Didymosphaeriaceae. The annotation marks the transcript as partial. The record is from RefSeq and is a predicted model, not a curated record.